GCUUUUCUCCUGCUCCUCACCUGUUCCUCUCCUGCUCUUCUCCUGUUUCUCUCCUGCUUCUCUUCUGCUCCUCAGGCAGAGCUCCUCACACUGAGAGAAAGUGCAGAGCAGGAGAUAUGACACAUGAAACAUGGAAAAUGUGAACGUGAGAUCAGAUCUGUUUCCUGUAUGUGACGUGAUGAGAUAUGACGGGAGUUCCUGUUAUAAAAGCAUGUGGAAGCACCGAGUGUUUCUCAGUCUCACAUUGAUCCAGCAGACACACAACAUCUGGAGCUAGAGCUGGAUUUCUGCAGUCCCCUGAGACGACGAACUGUAAUGGAGUUGAACUCGUCCCUCAUGGACUCAGAGUUUGAGAUGGAUAACUGCACGUACAAGGCGGCGUGGGAUUGGAUCUCAUCCCUCCAGCCUUUGUGGCUCUCAAUGAUUAGUGUCUUGGGGCUGGUGGGGAACAGCUUGGUCCUGUUGGUGUUCUGCCUGCAGAGGAAACCGUGCUCCGUGGCUGAUGUGUACCUGGGGAACCUGGCCUUGGCCAACCUGGUCAUGGUUCUGUGUCUACCCUUCUGGGCCGUGACCAUCGCUCAGGGUUAUGAGUGGAGCUUCGGACAGAUGCUCUGCAAGUUAAUAAACAUGUCUAUCUCUAUGAACUAUUUCUGCAGCAUCUUCUUCCUGGUUCUGGUUAGCAUUGAUCGCUAUUUGGCACUCGCCAGAACGAUGAGCCAUAGCAGGCUGAGACGCUCGUCCUGGGCCAAACGGAUUUGUUUGGGAAUUUGGAUAUUUGGAUUCCUGGUUAGCUUUCCAUCACUGCUCUUCCGCAGCGUGCACUACUUUCCAGACCUUGAUGUCCACGCUUGCUACUUGAUGUACCCUCAUCCAGGCUGGAAGGUCCAGAGAAACCUGAGCAGCAACGUGCUUGGAUUCGUGAUACCAUUAUCAAUCAUCGUGUUCUGUACUUAUCACAUAGUUAAAGCUCUUAAAGACAGUGAUCUCGUUGUCCCUGGAGUCCGGACAGAAAAACGGGCCACUCAUCUUGUGCUUGUGGUUCUGGCCGUGUUCCUGUUCUGCUGGACACCACACCAGGUCGUACGUCUGCUGGACACACUGGAUUAUUAUCAGCUCACGCCGGAAGGAUGUUUAUUUGGACACGUAUUAGAUAUUAGCGAGCAGUGUUCCACCUACCUAGCAUAUGCUGACAGUGCGAUUAACCCCUUUCUGUACGUGGUUGUCGGGAAACACUUCAGGAAACGAGCUAAAGGUGUGUUAAGACACAUUACUGCUCCUGGAAGGAAGGACAGCACUCCUAACAGCACACUGGCUAGCAGGUUAAGUGAAAGCCAAAAAGACUCGACUGUAAUUGAUAAAGGAAUCAUAGCAUCUGUAAACAUCUUACCAACACACUUUACAAAUGUAAACACUGGAGAACUGCCGGGACUGUGAACCGGUUUCCUCAUGUUGUUUCUAAAGGGUUGGGCAUUUGGUUCAUGGGCAUUAUUCUUACUACAAACCCACUACAGGCAUCACGCUUAGCUGAGACUAUGCAAUUAAUGCUAAACUAAUGCUAAGAAUGUUUAAGAUCAUGGUAAUAAUCCAUGUACCAGGAUAGACUCUUUUAUUCUAUUAUGCACAGGCCAGAAAUUCAUUGUGUGGAACAUGUGAGUCAUGUUUAUUUAGCUCUGACUAGCUUUCCAUUAGCAUGCGAGAGUUCUCCUAGAAGAUUCCACAAACUCAUUUCUCCCCGAACUCAUUUAUCAUGGAUAUGAGCAGAUUCAGUUGGAAAUCGUUUGUACAGGUGCUUACACUAACAAAAGGGGUAUCUAAUUGGUCAUGAGUUCACAUCCCACCACCACUAAGCUGCCACUGCUGGGCCCUUGAGCAAGGCCCUUAACCCUUAACUGCUCAGUUAUAUGAAUAAGAUCAUUGUUAGUGAAUAAGUGCAUCUGCUAAAUGCAAUAAAUGUAAAUAUACAUUUGUUUUGCAUCAAAAUGUAUCAAUUCUGAAGAAUUCUGUAUCCUACUGGGGUUUGUGAGGGUGAUCAAAUAAUCCAUAAGAACCUCAACCAGUGUAAACCUCGUCCUGAUCGGCGUUAGAUCAAAUACUUUAUAUGCAUUAUUGCAUUUUUCUAUGUGAAAUGUUCUGUAGUGAUUUAACUGUUUAUGUUUAUUGUGUCUUCAUCAAAAGAAAUCUUAAUAAGUAUUUCUAAAACCUUCUGGUGGAAAAGUUUGUAACAUUUCUAAAUUCACUAAAAGCCCGUGGCAGCUGAUAGUCGCCUGAAGUACAUUAGCCACAAGCUUGUGCAGCUAUAUUAGAGUUAGAUGUUUGCAAAAUCAAAGUGUCGACUUGAUGAACAUCUUUUUGUAAAUGCAUUGGGAUACAAAUUGAAAUACGAGAUUGUUCCGGGGAAAACAGGACUUCUGAUUAGCCUGGAUAUUCAGCUACAUACCUGAUCAUUAGCCAUUUAUCUCUGAAAUUAAAACUCAUCUUAGAGAUUGUUCCGGGGAUAAACAAUCUGAAAGACUGGGGAUAAAAUUCAUUCAGAAAGAUUGUCCAUUCUGUGUCUGUAGGAGGGGUUUAGCGUGUAUCAUCUGUAAAGCGUUAGACCCUCCUGGAUGUCUUUGUGGUCCAGCAUGAGUAGAUGCUAUUGGCUUCAUGAGUUUUGGAGGAAGUAUGUCCUCACGUGGGAGCAGUGAUGGCUCAAUGGUUAAAGCUUUGGGUUACUGAUCAGAUAUUCGGCGGUUUGCCAAGCUGCCACUGUUGAGCACAGCCUUUAACUCUCUCUGCUUAUUGGGCAGCAUAUCAUGGCUGCCUCACCACUCUGACUAACAAGUCGAGAUGUGUGACACUGUGCUGUAAAGUAUGUGUGACUAUUAAAGGCAGUUUCUGUCUCUAUUAUGAGCCUUUACCCUUCCUAUUAAAUAGCCGUCAUAUGAUGGGUGAGGGAUGGUUGAUGGGUGGAAUUUGUCCUGUGACCAAAGUUGAGAGAAAAUAAAGGAAAGAAAGAAAUGAACACCUUAUGCAGUGGAAAACUGGACAAGCUUUAGCAUUUGUAUCUAUUUAAUGUUUUAUCUAUAAUUUCUUUCUUAUUUUUUCAUAAUUUUUGAUCCUAACAUUAUUAUUAGCAUUACAAUUCUUUGUCGUCUGAUUUACACCGAUGUUCAUAUUUGUGUGUUUGACAAGAGGUGAAGUAUUGGAUUGUUUUAUUUAUUGUCUGUUAUAUAAUAAAUAAUUAUUUAUCACAGAUGCUGUAAUUAAGACUGAAACACUGCUGUGAGUUUGUGAAACAAGACAUACAG
This is a messenger RNA of Silurus meridionalis, 3287 nucleotides long. RefSeq names its product B2 bradykinin receptor. Gene Ontology annotation, cellular component: membrane. Gene Ontology annotation, biological process: immune response; neutrophil chemotaxis; G protein-coupled receptor signaling pathway. The record is from RefSeq and is a predicted model, not a curated record. Lineage: Eukaryota; Metazoa; Chordata; Actinopteri; Siluriformes; Siluridae. Gene Ontology annotation, molecular function: bradykinin receptor activity.